This is a messenger RNA of Phytophthora sojae, 1541 nucleotides long. RefSeq lists its product as hypothetical. The record is from RefSeq and is a predicted model, not a curated record. The coding region runs from base 182 to 1174 and encodes 330 amino acids. NCBI's taxonomy places the organism in Eukaryota, Oomycota, Peronosporomycetes, Peronosporales, Peronosporaceae. The transcript has 3 exons.
GCUAACCGGCAGGAAACAGUCUUUUGCUUCCUCGGUAUUUGCAUCGGCGGCGAGGCAUCAAUCACUGCCCGCUUUAGCACCACCUAACCGGGCGGACAGAGGUCGACCACCGCAGGCAGGCAGGCAACACAGGCAUCGCAGCUCAGCGCAGCGCAGAGGCAGAGGCAACACGUAUCUCAAAAUGUGGCCGAGAGUCGCGGCAGCCAGCGCGCUGCUGCUCCUUCAGGGGGGCGCCGUCGCUCAAGACUGCGCCUACACCGUGAGUGUAUUGGACGUGCCGGGCGUGCAGUGCGUGUCGGCGGCGCCGUGCUCCGGCACGUACUACGCGUCGGGGCUGUCCCAGGGCGUGGGCGCGUGCCCGUCGGGCUCGAGCUGCGCGCUGCUGCCGCAGACGCCCAUCAUGGGCUGCGCGGCGGCGGGGCGCACGGACCUCAUCUACGUGAACGCGGACGGCACGCUGACCAAGGACGGCAAGUCGGUCACGCUCCCGGACGCGACGACGACCACGACGACGACCAGUACCACGGCGCCGUCCACCACUAGCAGCACGACGAGCAGCACCGCCAGCUCCAAGAGCACCGCUAGUAGCACUAGCAGCAGCACUAGCAGCACGACGGGGAGCAGCAACGGCUCCAAGAGCACCAGCAGCUCGUCCAAUGCGAACGGCAGCAACAGCAACGCGAGCUCCGGCUCGAGCUCGAACGCGAACGCCAACUCGGACGGGGGCUCGGACGCGUUGACCGACAGUAGCAACUCGACCGUCUCGUCGGACUCGGCCUCGCACUCGGCUUCGAACUCGAACUCCAACAGCUCGGACAGCUCGUCGUCCGCGUCCAACUCGUGGUCGUCGUCCGACUCGACGGCGGGCAGCAUUGUGUCGCCCGGCAGCAGCUCGGCCAACCAGCAGUCGUUCAACCCCGGCUCCAUCCUCAGCGACAGCUCGAGCACCGUCAGCAACGGCUCGGAUAGCGGCAUCAGUCUCACCGCCAUCAUCUGCAUCGUCGUCGGCUGCUUAGCGGUCGUAGCUAUCGCAGCCGGCGCUCGGCUGCUGCAAAAGGGCAAGGAGGCCGAGGGCGAGCUCACGACGCCCGAGGGCGCUGCCAUGGAGGGCUACAACGGCGGCGAGGGCGGCGGCAGCGGCAUGACUCCCAAGGAGAACGUGCUGCUGCUCUAAGUUAUGGCCGAAGGGAAUACAGGGUGACUGACUACUGUGCAAACAAAACUUUUUGAUCAUGGGGCAAGCGUUUGAGUGCGUGAACCUGGUGGAGAACAAACAAGUACAUGGGGCGCGGUGCAAGCAAGGCAAGGCAAGGAAGGAGAGCAAGCGGAGAAGGAAUGGCGUUGUGUGUGUUUUGGUGUCGUCGUGCAUAGAAGCAUGGAGCUGUGAGCGUUGGCGAGGCGGAGAGAGGUGGUAGCAUGUGAAUAGUAGCUCUCUGCUCUUCAGAAUCGGUCUCGAUCCAUAUACACGUGCGGCGGCGCGCAACGCCGUCUUAGUAAACUGCACCCCGGACUGACAGCAAAGCGCUGUAUAGCAUUAUUUU